AUGAAUAUUAUAACAUCAUAAAUACAUCAAUCAAAGUCAGAAGUCCAAGAAAUUGUUUGUCAAAUUCAUAAACAAGAAAUAGUUGCCAUAGAUCUAGAUAUAUAAGAAAAAGGUAAUUAUUAAUAUUUGUGUUGCAAUUGCUUAGUUGAAAAAAUGAAUAAUAACAAAAUCUCAACAAUUGAAUAGACAAAAGAUAGAAUAAAAGCCUUACAGAAAUAAAGAUAAGAAAAUAAAAUUAAGGAAAUACAAAUAAGGCUGGAUAACUUCAAAAUAAUACAAGAAUAAAUAAUGGAAUUUAAAUGUAAUGUAGAGAAUACUUUGGAAAAGAUAUAUAGUCAGAUAAAAGCACAAAUAUUUACCAUUUAAAAAGAAAAAUAAUCUUUAUUAGACAAUUUUUAAAUUUAACAUAAUUUCUAAGAGGAAGUUAAAUCUCUUUCUGAAUUUCUUUCAACAGAGACUUAAGAAAAAUAAUUAGAGUCGAUUUAUGAUAGUUAAUUUAUAGAUGAAAUUGUUAAACAAUUUGACCUUAUAUUUAAUAGUGCAUCAUAUUUCUAAACAAUUGACACUUUUAAGGAUUGUAAAUAGAAAAUUAAUGAAAUUAAUUAAAAUAACUAGAUUGAAUUAAUGUCAUUACAAAAUAAAAAUAGUUAAGUAAAUAUUCUCGCUAUUUAAGAAAACUCCUAGUUUAAAUAAGAUUUGUUCUGCUCAUAAUAAAGAAAUUAUUAUGAUUGACAUAGAUAGUAAACUUAAAAAUAUAGAAGAGAGAUUUGCCUGUGUUGAUUGCAUUAGUGAUCAUCCCAAUUGCUAAUAUAGAACUAUUGAAAAAAUUAAUUAGUAGUGGAAUAAUGCCAAGAAGUAGCAGGAUAGAAUAUUUUCUGAUUUAAAGAUAAAGAGAUAAGAAAAAUAGGAAAAAUUGAAUUAAUAGAUUUCUAUAAUGAGAAAAAAUUACAACUAGUAACUGAAUGAAAUCAGUGAGAAAUUAAUAACAGAAUUUUCUAUGCCAAAAAGUAAGUCUAUUGAGAUUAAUAAAAUAAAAUAAACUUCUCUAUAACAAUUAAGUAAUGAAGAAUUACUUUAAAAUAUUAAUGAAAUAAUACUAAACGAAAAAGAAAAUUUAGUUUAAGAUUCAAAAGUAGAGUAUUUGAAAUCUAAAGAUACUUUAUUUUUAAAAGAGAUUGAAAGCAAAUUAGAAAAUUUAAAAUAACAUGAUCAAUUAGAUAUUUAAGAAUCUAUAAAUAUUUUGAAGGAUGUGCAGAGUAUUUAAAAUUAUUUUAUUUUUAGAUGAUAGCCAAAUCUAAAGAAUUUUCCAAUUAUCAUAAUAAAUUUAGGAGACUACAUAAGUAAAUUAAGAAUAACUAAUCUUAAAAUAAGAUUUAGAUGAACUCAUAAAUUCUUCAAAAUAUAUUUAUUGUUAAAAGAGUUUACUGAAUGAAUCAAUUCAGAAAUUUUAAGAACACCUUACAAAAAUAUAAACUUUGGGUAGGAAAUUGCAAUAAAUCCCAGAUAAUUUGCUUAUGGCAAACUUAAAUACUUAAACCAAUGAUUAUAAGAAUACAUUUGAAAAAGAUUUUCAAUAGUUUAUGAAAUUUUGUGAAAUAGAAAAUCUUGAGAAAAAUUUUGAAACACUACAAUAAGACCAUAAGAGAUUAGAAUUAGAGAGUAUAAAUAUUUUCAAUAAAUUAGGAAACCAAUAUUAAGAAUCCAUUGAGAAAGACUACAAGUUGGAGAUAUAAAGAUAGAAUGACAUUAUUGAAGAGCUAAAAUAACUUGUAAAUGAUACUGAAUUUAAACUUAAAUAGAAAGUAGAAUAAGAGUAAUUGUUAAAUGAAAAGCUGAAAGUGGAAAAUGCUAAUAAUACUAAAUUGCAAUUACAAUUAAAUGACUAGUAAGAUAAGCAUGAAAAUGAAAUAAAAUCACUAAACGAAAAAAUAAAUUAAUCAGAGAUAUAAAUAAAUAAAAUUCAAAAUAAUUUAGAUAUUAGAAUUUAAGCAUCUAUUUUUUUGGAUAUAUACUAGAUUGAAAUUUAAUUGAAAAUAAUUUUGAUUAAGAGUUUUUUAUAAGAAAUUCAAAUCAAAAAAUUAUUUAAAACUGUUUUUCAUCGAAAACAUAUUUAAACCAAAAAUUUAGCAAAUAUAUGCUAAAUUAAAAAGGGUGGAAAUAAUGAAUUAUAACUAAAAAUUUUUUUCCCAUUUAUUGAUCAUAAAUAUAGCUAGAAAAUUCGAGAAUUAAAAUGUCAAUCAAUUAUUAAAGAUUUUUUGCUAUUCAAUUAUUAUUUGAGCCUUUUGGCAUUAGGAAAGACUAAGAAUUUCCUUUUUAAAUAAAAUCAAUAUGAGUUUUACCGGCUAUGUAUCUUUCUAAUUGAUAAAUGA
Messenger RNA from Paramecium octaurelia, 2369 nucleotides. The record is from the annotation of a GenBank genome assembly. Lineage: Eukaryota; Ciliophora; Oligohymenophorea; Peniculida; Parameciidae.